This is a messenger RNA of Gregarina niphandrodes, 162 nucleotides long. Its product is annotated as ribosomal protein L39. Gene Ontology annotation, molecular function: structural constituent of ribosome. Bases 1 to 162 code for a protein of 53 amino acids. The record is from RefSeq and is a predicted model, not a curated record. Lineage: Eukaryota; Apicomplexa; Conoidasida; Eugregarinorida; Gregarinidae. Gene Ontology annotation, cellular component: cytosolic large ribosomal subunit; ribosome. The transcript has 2 exons. Gene Ontology annotation, biological process: translation.
AUGGGGUCCAUCAAGACACUCGCGUUGAAGGUCAAGCUCGCUAAGAAGGCCAAGCAGAACAGACCUCUGCCUCACUUCUUGCGAACCAUCCCCGGUUACAAAAUCAGAUGGAACAACAAGAGGCGCCACUGGAGAAGAACGAAGCUCAACGUGAAUGUUUAA